UGAAACCUCCAAAAGCUUUUGUGAAACAGCUCAGGACAGUUUGUGAAAAUACUGAAAGCCACGAUGCAUUGGUUCUUGGUGGUUUUGGGUUUGCUGCUGUCUCCUCAGCAGGCACAUAGUUGGAGAGAUGAAAGGCUAAAUUGCAAGCCAGUAACUUCAAGCUUUUGUCAAGAUGUGGGCUACACUACUACCCUCCAUCCGACUGGAGUUCAAGGCUUCAACCUGCAGCAGAUUGGUCAGAUUGUGGAGACGGCCUGUUCACCAUAUGUCGCAACACUCAUGUGUCGUGUUGUCGUGCCUGAAUGCGGCCCGGAGGACGACACUCGGAUAAAACCUUGCCGUGCUCUCUGUGAGAAGGUCAAGACAGACUGCGACUCUGCCCUCAAAGUGAAGAGGUUGCUCUGGCCGACGAGGCUCCGAUGUGAAGCUUUACCAGAGUCUAAUUGUGUCCAGGGUCGAGAACACCGUGUUAUUCCAACUGCACCUCCAACAUGUCAGACAAUCACUGUCCCUCUCUGCAAAGACCUGCCUUACACUGAAACCAUCCUGCCCAACAUUUUUGGCCACAGAACUCAGGAGGAGGCAGGCGUGAAAGCACAAGUGUUUUCUUCACUUGUGAAAGUGGAGUGCUCCCCUCACCUGAAGGCUUUCGUAUGCUCCGUCUACACUCCUCAGUGUGUGUCAGGAAAAGCUCGCCCUCCCUGCAGGACACUGUGUGAGCAGGCACGGUCCGGCUGUGAAUCACUGAUGACCAACUUUGGCAUGGAGUGGCCAUUCAAGUGUGAAACAUAUACCACCGAAUCAUGUGAACGGGUUCAAGAAUACCAUGUUAUUCCAACCACCCGUGCAACAUGUCAGCCAAUCACUGUCCCUCUCUGCGCAGGCCUGCCGUACACAGAAACUGUCCUGCCCAACAUUCUUGGCCACAAGACUCAGGAUGAUGCAGGUCUGGAAAUACAUCAGUUUUAUCCACUUGUAAAAGUGGAGUGCUCCCCUCAUCUGAAGCCUUUCUUGUGCUCCGUCUACAUUCCUGAGUGUGUGUCAGGAAAAGCUCGUCCUCCCUGCAGGACGCUGUGUGAGCAGGCACGGUCCGGCUGUGAGCCACUGAUGACUAAGUUUGGCUUUCGGUGGCCAGAAACACUUAGGUGUGAAGCAUUUACCACGGAGUCCUGUGGACAUUAUGGAGUGGGCAGCAGCGGAGGAAUCUGCGAGCCGAUAAACAUACCGAUGUGCCAAGGCUUGUCCUACAACCAGACGAUGUCUCCGAACCUUCUAGGACACGCAAGUCAAAGAGAAGCUGCAGUGAAGAUGUCCUUUUUCAAUUCGAUCAUGCAAACUUUGUGCUCAGCAGAUGCACGCUUCUUCAUGUGUACAGUGUACGCCCCCCGGUGUGUGGCAGGGGAAGUACAGUGGCCCUGCAGGUCACUCUGUGAGAAAGCCAAAAAUGGCUGUGAUAGUAUGAUGUCCAGUUUUGGCGUUUCCUGGCCAGACGAGCUGCAAUGUAACUCAUUCCCUGAGGAAAUGUGUAUAACAGUAGACAGCAGGCCUGAGAUGCUGGAUGCUGUAGGUGUUCUUGCUAGGUUGAACGCUGGUGGUUUUUCUGUUCGUGGCAAAUCCCUGAGUCUCAGGACAGCCCGCCAACUGUUGAUUCUCAUGGAUGCAGACAAGUCUGGAGACCUGGAUGUUUUGGAGUUCUUCAAACUGGAGCAUUAUGUGGCUGUUACCAGGAGGGAGUAUGUGGAGAGCUAUGAGGGGAGGAAUCCACCCUCUGUCACUGAAACCCAGAUGAAAAAGUCUCUGUCUACCCACAAAUUCAAUUUAGACGAUGAAACCUUCAGAGUUCUGUGGCACGAAUCCAGCUCCCAAGGUGGUAUCGAGUAUGAUGAGUUUGUGACAGUCCUGACAAAACUUCAAAUCCUCAGAGAUCGUUUCCAGGCCCAUCUGCUGAGUUUGCCAUGUGACUGUGAGGUCGCCAGCUUCUCUUUCAAGCAGUUCUUGAAAUCAGCUAUAAUCUGAGGAUCAAACAGGAGCUGAGCUGAAAGGACUGAAGGAGGAAUGUUUUUAGAAUUUAGUUGCAUAGCAAUUUAUUAGCACAGAUCUGUAGGAACCAAUAAAAGAUUAUGAAUCCAUUCAUCAUCUCCAUAAACAAACCUUCAUUCCUUAACUAUAAAAACAUUAAAGGAACAUUAAACACUGAAAAGAUGCUGUUAGGAGUCUGAGCUAUUUCAUAUGAAUGCCUAAAAGUUUGAAUUUUGUUUGUUUUUAUGAUGCGAAAUGCUUCUUUUGUGUGUGUUUGUGGUUUCACAUCAUAUAUAAGAAUUGUUAAGACAAAGCUAUUUCUACAGGUUUUUCUCCUUUUGUUUGGCUUAAAAUGUGAUGUAAUUGCAUGGGAAACUGUCACAUUAUGUAGUAAAUUUUAAGGUGAAGGUGGAUUAAAGAAAUA
Messenger RNA from Thunnus maccoyii (southern bluefin tuna), 2443 nucleotides. RefSeq lists its product as uncharacterized. Gene Ontology annotation, biological process: non-canonical Wnt signaling pathway; canonical Wnt signaling pathway. The record is from RefSeq and is a predicted model, not a curated record. The transcript has 11 exons. Bases 64 to 2016 code for a protein of 650 amino acids. Gene Ontology annotation, molecular function: Wnt-protein binding; Wnt receptor activity. NCBI's taxonomy places the organism in Eukaryota, Metazoa, Chordata, Actinopteri, Scombriformes, Scombridae. Gene Ontology annotation, cellular component: plasma membrane.